Molecule: messenger RNA, 5645 nt
Organism: Tympanuchus pallidicinctus (lesser prairie-chicken)
Lineage: Eukaryota; Metazoa; Chordata; Aves; Galliformes; Phasianidae
Product: potassium voltage-gated channel subfamily A member 6-like
Exons: 1
Coding region: 54-1913 (619 amino acids)
Biological process (GO): potassium ion transmembrane transport; protein homooligomerization
Cellular component (GO): voltage-gated potassium channel complex; membrane
Molecular function (GO): protein binding; delayed rectifier potassium channel activity
Source: RefSeq, a predicted model, not a curated record
CUCAAUUUUCAGAAGGACAAAAUGAACCGUUGUGAGUUUCUGCUCGGUUUCAAAUGCCAGUUGUGGCAUGGAUCAACCAAGCUCGUAGACGCCUGUCUCGCUCCCUUUCCCAAGCGAGUGUGUGCGCAAGCACGCGGCGCGGAAGGCAGAACCGCUGCACGGUGCCGAGCACGGCGGCGCCGGCACCGGCACCAGGACCGGGAACAGGACCGGGGCUGAAGGAGGGGCCGCCGGGCGAGCCGCCGGGCAAGCGCAGAGCGGGAGUAGCGCAACAGGCGGGGCGGUGGGCGGUUCGGCGGCGGCGUGCGGAUGACGGGUGGUGCUGCCCGCUGAAGGAGAAGUGGGGGUGCAGGCAGGGCGGCGGCAUGCGGGCGGAGGAGCCCCUGGCGCUGGCGGCCCCGCAGGUGGUCGGUGGCGAGGCAGAGGCGACGAGCGAGGAGCAGGGCGGCAGCGGCUGCUGCAGCAGCGAGCGGCUAGUGAUCAACAUCUCUGGGCUGCGCUUCGAGACGCAGCUGCGGACCCUCUCCAUCUUCCCCGAUACGCUGCUGGGCGACCCGAGCCGCCGGGUGCACUACUUCGACCCUCUCCGCAACGAGUACUUCUUCGAUCGCAACCGACCUAGCUUCGAUGCCAUCCUUUACUACUACCAGUCUGGAGGGCGGCUCCGGCGGCCAGUCCAUGUGCCCCUCGACAUCUUCCUGGAGGAGAUCCGUUUCUACCAGCUGGGCCAGGAGGCCAUUGAGACCUUCCGGGAGGAUGAAGGUUUUAUUCAGGAGGAGGAGAAGCCCCUGCCUGAGCACCACUUCCAGCGCCAAGUCUGGCUGCUCUUUGAGUAUCCUGAGAGCUCUGGACCAGCCCGUGCUAUUGCCAUCGUCUCUGUGCUAGUGAUCCUCAUUUCCAUUGUCAUCUUUUGCCUAGAGACCCUGCCUGAGUUUCGCCAGGAGCCCAAGGUUGCUCAGCCUGGCUUCGGGGAGCUGGCUGUACUUGAUGAUGACAUACUGCUGCCACCACCACCACCAAGCGGGACCCCACAGUCUCCACAACCCACUGCUGGUGCUGGCCCUUUCUUCACUGACCCUUUUUUCCUCAUUGAGACACUGUGCAUCAUCUGGUUCUCCUUUGAGCUUCUUGUGCGUUUCUUCACUUGCCCCAGCAAGCCUGACUUCUCUCGGAACAUUAUGAAUAUCAUUGACAUUGUGGCAAUCAUCCCCUACUUCAUCACCCUGGGCACAGAGCUGGCCCAGCAACCACAGCAGAAGCAGCAGUCUGGGAGUAGCAGCAACAAUGGGGGCCAGCAGCAAGCUAUGUCCCUGGCCAUCCUCAGAGUCAUCCGACUGGUCAGGGUCUUCAGGAUCUUCAAGCUCUCCAGGCACUCCAAAGGACUACAGAUCUUGGGGAAGACUCUCCAGGCCAGCAUGAGGGAGCUAGGCCUCCUUAUCUUCUUCCUCUUUAUUGGUGUGAUCCUCUUUUCUAGUGCCGUAUACUUUGCGGAGACCGAUGACCCUGACUCGUUGUUCACCAGCAUUCCUGAUGCUUUUUGGUGGGCAGUGGUAUCCAUGACCACUGUGGGCUACGGAGACAUGUAUCCCAUGACAAUUGGUGGCAAGAUUGUGGGUUCCUUGUGUGCCAUUGCGGGUGUGCUCACCAUUGCUCUGCCUGUGCCUGUCAUUGUGUCCAACUUCAACUACUUUUACCAUCGAGAGACUGAUAAUGAAGAGCAGUGUCAGUACACCCAUGUCACCUGUGGCCAGCAGCAGUCACCCUUCUCUGAGCCCAAGAAGGGGGACAGUAAUCAGUCUCUCAGCAAAUCUGAAUUUUUGGAAGUGGAAGACCUGGAGUCCAUGAAAUAUUCCAAUUUCAUUCCCCCUGGCAAUCAGGGUUAUAAAAAGAAGAAAAUGCUGACAGAAGUGUGAUCAGUUUUGUUAUCCUGGGUCCAGGCACAGAGCUGGAAGCUGUUGCACAGCUGUCUUCGCACUAGCAGUUGGAUCUAUUCAGCAUUUACAUACCAGACUGUGGAUUGUGAUACCGUAAACGGAGUCAUCGUGAUAAUGGGCUCUUCUUUCCAGAUAUACUGUUUCUUGUUGCUGUGUGCAGUCAGAAAUGUUCUUGCUUUGUUCUGUGGAGUGCUAGCUGUCAUUCCCUGCUCAUGGAUGGUUUUUUUUAGGAUCACUGUAAUCCAAUUUUAGCUUAGAAGCCUAAUCUUUCUACUCCACUAGCGAAGAAGUCCUUGCAACAACUUCAGCUGAAGGAUUUUGCAGGGAGUAAGUAGUUAAAGGGGCUAUGAACAUCCGGCUCAAGCUGUAUCCUUGGUUCCUGUGCCAGCUUGGUGCCCUUAGCUGUGGGAUCAGUCACGCCUGCAAUGCCUUUGUCUUUGAAUAAUGGAAAUGCUUUAGCUAGCCUCACAGUGAGUUUUGCAGCUGUAGGUAAAAGUCGGCAAACAGAUGCCUUUCUUGUUUGCAACACUUGUCUUGCAGGAGACCCUCUUGUUUUAUGUUUCUAAAAAGUUGCAUAAAUAGAAAAGCACUUCGCUACUUCAUAUAUGCAUUUAUUAUAAGUGAGCAUAAAUGAUUUGACAGGCUUGUUGAAGAUUCUCUGUGUUUUGAUCUUAAGUCUUACUUGUGCCAGUGUCCUGAUGUUACUUGGCUUUUAUAGUACCAAGUUAACCUUUGUAGUGGUGCCUUCUCACUUUUGAGAAAAUUGAUUUGUUAUCUCCUCAAUUUAUUUCCAUAAGUGUUUAGUGAUAUGUACUUUAUGCUGCAGGUACUCAGUUCUGUAUUCAGGCAUGUGAACACAGUUGACUCCACUGCGUUUUUAUUGAAGUGUUUCUGUAGCUGAGGAAAGUUUGCAUGCUCGUAUUAUGUUGAUAUUGCCAAAAAACACAACUACCUGUGCUGUCUGAAAAUUCCACUGAUAUUGUGGGUCACAGUCAUAAAUUAUUCCUGGGUAUUGGCAUUAGAGGCUGGCCUUUACACCAGCUUCCCUAAGACAUCUGCACAAACUCAAUAGCAUACCCUAGAACUUUAAAAUGAGAGGAAAAAGAGGUAAACUUGAAAUGCUAUUUUUGCUUUAUUAUUGAUUCAAACCGUUCUGGGUAUUUCUUAAAUUGAAAGCACAGAAAUGAUUUUUUCAUGCACUAGAUUUUGUAAGUGCAACUUACAGUAGCAAUGCAAAAUACAUUCCUUAGCCUGCAUUGCUGGGCUUGUCAAGGGACCAGAGAAUUUCAUUUUAAGAUGCAUGUUUUUCUUCACAGAUCACAUUUAUCCCUGCCUAUUUCCUAUUUUAAAAUGUUUCAAAUGCUGCUAGUGGAUGAAAAGGGAAAACAAAUACUUUCAGAUUCUAUUUGUAAACUUUCAUGCAAAUACAUGUAUUGUUUUUGUUUUUAAAUGUGAUUGUAUGUUCUGCAUUCAUAUGUGUGCAUGUGUUUGAAAGCAAAGACAGGCGGAAUCAUAAUAUCAUAGAACUAUAGAACUGUCUUAGGUUGGAGGGACUUUAAGAUAAUCUAAUUCCAACACCCAUGCCAUGGCCAGGGUUGCCAGCCACUGGGUCAGGCUGCCCAGUAUUCCAUCCAACCUGGCUUUGAAAUCCUGCGGGAAUGGAGCAUCCACAGCAUCUCUGGGCAACAGUGCCUCACUACCCUCUGAGUAAAGAAUUUUUUCCUAAAUUCUAACUUAAAUCUUCCCACUCUUUUAAUUGAAAGUCCUUCCUUUUUGUUCUGUCACUAUCAGAUCAUGUAAAAAUCAGUCUCGCUUCUGCUUAUUAGCCUCCCUUACAGGCCACAAUGAGGUUUGCUCUUGGCCUUCUCCAAGCUUGACAAGCCCAGCUCCCUUAAUUUUUUCUUUGUGAUAGAUGUGCUCCAGCCCCUUGAUCACCUUCAUGACCCUCCUCUAGAUCUGCUUCUGUAGCUCCACAACUUUCUUGCGCUGGGAGUCCCAGGCCAGAACGCAGAACUCCAGAUGAGGCCUCACAAAGGCAGAGUAAAGGGUACAGUCACCUCCUUUGCCCUGCUGGCUAUCCCUCUUUUGAUGUAGCUCAGGAUACUGUUGGCUUUCUGGAUUGCAGGCACAUAUAGCUUGCUCAUGUCUAGCUUUUUGUCCACCAGGUUCCCCAUGUCGUUUUCCACAGGGCUGCUCUCAAGUUCUUCUCCCAGUGUAUACCCAGCAUAUCUGGGAUUAUCCUGAUCCAAGUGCAGAGUGUCGCACCUGGCCUUGUUGAAUCUCAUUAUUUCCUGUGGGCCCAAUUUUCAAGCCUGUCCAAGGCCCUCUGGAUGGCAUCCCUUCCUUAUGUCAUAUCAGCUGCACCACUCAGCUUGGUGUACUUGCUAACAGUACACUCAAUCCCACUGUCUUUGUCACUGAGAAAGGUGUUAAAGACACUGGUCCCAAGACAGGCCCCUGUGGGUCACUACUCAUCACUGGCCUCUACCUGGACAUAGAUCCAUUGACCACAACCCUGUGACCAUCCACCAAUUCUUUGUCCACUGAAUAGUCCACAAAACAGAUGUAAGGUGCAAAAUAUAUAGAAUAUGUUUUAUGUAUAUGUAUACAUCAUACUUUUCAAACAUAAGGCUGAGAUUGCUAAGGACAUGUCCUUUAAUAUCGUCUGAGCUGGCAGGGUUGUGAGAUGGGAUCUGUUUGCAUCCUUGUUACCCUGCUUAUUUUCCAUUGUCCUGAGAUUUGGCUCCAUGCCUAGAGUGCUUUUAUUGUGUCUCUCCUCAUCUGGGUCGUGAUCAUAUGGUAGAAGUUGUUUAUGUAAGUCCUAACUGCUGCACUUCUCCAGAGACCCAUAGUCUUCUCAAAGGUUUCUAACGUACAAGGAACUUGCCUUAGGUCAGUGCACAGACAUUGCACUGGUUCUUCUGUUCUCUCUCACUGGUCAGCAGCAAAAAGCCACUUGUUACUGCAGAUCAGCCCGAGAGAGCACAUGUGGUGUGGUAUGUUGAUGGCUCUGUAGAUGAGAGGAGCUUGCCUGAAUAAAGAGAGCAGAAAGUGGCUUUCCAGGCUACCUCCACAGAUGUCUGUAUCUAGUGCUUUUUUUGUUUCAUUGUAACUGAGGUGAAUUUAUCUGAAUUUCUGGGCUUUGGCUUUCGUUCUGCAUCUCUUGAAGCAUGUAACUUGUGGGUCAGUAAUACUGGAUCCCACUGCAAGGUGGGAUCUCUGUUGAUUUUGUGUAAAAAGUUGUCUUGGUAUCUGAAUUAAUUUUGCAAAAUGCUGUUGUUGUUCUUAGUUGUGUAUCAGAUUCAGUACAAUGAAAUAUUCUUCUGAAUGUAAGGGAUUGGCUUUCAGUUUUAUGUUGUCCUUGCAUGUGCACUAAGCUAGCAGAAGAACCUGCUAUUUAAGAAGGAUGUGUCGAGGCUGUUGCUGUCUCCUAGUAGAAUGCCCAUGUUUGGGAUUAUUUUAUGCAGAAGUGUAUCAGCUGAUACAAGUUUCCCCAAAGUAAGAUAUAAAAAGCUCAGGUUAAGCACGAGUUCAGGAGGAGGCACGAGCUAUGCUCUGCUUACGUCAGAAAAUUCCUUGUGCUGGUUUCUUCCCUUUGGCCCAACCCCUCUGCCCCUGCCAGGCAGGAGCCGUACCUCUCAAGAAUAGGUUGUUCUUCCAGCCGGCGUGGUAUGUGGCUGGGCAUGCAGACUCUAACAACAACAAAAAAAA